Molecule: messenger RNA, 549 nt
Organism: Mesorhabditis belari
Lineage: Eukaryota; Metazoa; Nematoda; Chromadorea; Rhabditida; Rhabditidae
Source: the annotation of a GenBank genome assembly
AUGAAGACGCUGCUCAUUGCCUCAGCCCUUUUCGCUGUUCUUGCUGCUUUCCCAUGGCCGAGAGGGAAUGGAACUGACAGUAGCAGUAGCCAAGACGAUGGAGAGGAUGGUUUCGAGGGCGGAUUCAACGGUGGAUCUGGACAGGGAGGUUUCGGUGGAAACGGAAAUGGACAGGGACAGGGUGGAUUUGGAGGACAAGGACAAGGUGGAUUCGGUGGACAGGGAGGACAACAGGGUGGAUCUGGAGGAUUCGGGGGAUUCGGAGGACAAGGACAAGGUGGAUUCGGUGGACAAGGACAGUUUGGCGGGCAAAACGGACAAAACGGCCAAAACGGAUUCGGUGGACAAGGCCAGGGUGGAUUUGGUGGACAAGGACAAUUUGGCGGACAAAACGGUCAAAAUGGACAGAAUGGAUUCGGAGGACAAAGGGGAUUCGGUGGAGAAAACGGACAAAAUGGGCAAAAUGGUGGAUUCGGAAGACAAGGUGGAUUCGGUGGCCAACAAGGCGGAUCUCCCAACAACGGUCAAAACGGUGAAAUCGGAAGAAAA